This is a messenger RNA of Anthonomus grandis grandis, 2271 nucleotides long. RefSeq lists its product as uncharacterized. Lineage: Eukaryota; Metazoa; Arthropoda; Insecta; Coleoptera; Curculionidae. The record is from RefSeq and is a predicted model, not a curated record. The transcript has 8 exons. Bases 919 to 2271 code for a protein of 450 amino acids.
GCAUUUUAUUUUGGUGGUUACAUAUGUAAGACGUGAAUUUAUUUUACUUAUUAUAUUUUAUCUGGUUUUUGUCGAUCAUCAAAAAUUAAUAAAAAAGGAAACGAUAACCGAUCGAAAUGUUAAGGGCUGACAUGUAAAGAUAAGGACGAUCCGUGAGAAUAUUUAAGUUUUAUAGUUUUAAGAGGUUUUCGGAGAUAACAAAAUAAACAGAAAUAGAACUUACUAGUACUUAUGCGGGUAAAAAGGUCACUUCGGAGAAAGUUAUAAUGUGUGGGAAUGUUGGUAUUUACAAGUUCUCAAAAAACAUAGGCGAUGACAGAUGUUUACCAGCAUUCUUUUAAGGGAUAUUUCUAAUAUGAUCCUUUUUAGAAUUCAGUUCGAUGGUAACUUUACUCGAAAACAGUCGUGGAGCAGUGUCCACUUAUUCUCCCGUAACUUUUCUUUAGUGCUGUGGUUAGUGCCUUUAUUGAACUAUCAAACCUGACAAAUUACAAAGGUAUGUAGUAUCGUAUCAUCUCAUAUCAAUGAUCUCGAAUCCUGACCUAAGCAAUACAUUUAUCAUUCUGUCUUCUUACACGUUCCAAAUAUAUACCACAAGUUACUGUAAGUACAUUUAUCGUUUUGCUACUGUUUAAAAGUUUACUGUUUAUAAGUUUAUUGUUGUAAUACUUUCUGACAAGAUGUUGUACAUAUUAAAAUAAAAUAAAAAUAAUUGUAAGUAUUAUAAUACCCCCUCUCAAGAAUUUAGGUCCUGACACAUACUGAAAAACUGAAAAGUGUUCCUGUGUUUUCACUAGUAUUUUUUUUUAAAUACUUGUAAAAAUAGAUGCUAAAAGAAAAGGAUUUAAAGGCCGACUUGGGUUAAAUGCAGUUAGAAAACGUCCAGGUCCGAAAAAAGGACACAUUGUUACAUUAAAAAUGAAGGACGAAUCUACGUCAUCAAGUAAUUUUGAGGCUAUAGAUCAAUCAAGUGGCAAACCUCUAGACGAGAAUAAGACUACAGCAGUUGACGCUAGCGAAGAAACAAUAACAGCAUUUCUUGGUAAAGAAAAUGAAAGUAUUGUACGAAAUACCCCUAAAACAAUUCAGAACCAAAAUGAGGAAAAACCUGUUAAAUUAGAGGGAAGAAGAUUAGUGGAUAUUCAAUAUUUCUUGGAUUGUGUGAAAAAUCUAAAUAACCACGAGCCAAAGUUUGGGUGCACCUUAAGCAACAUGAAUGUCAUAAAAGAAGUUAGAAAUGGAUAUGUGUCAAUAUUUAAGCUCAAGUGUGAUAUUUGUAGAGGAACAUACGAUCUGCAAACGACAGCCAGAAACCCGAAUCAAGAUGCUGUUCUGGGGGUGAUGAUGAUAGGGGCAGGUUACAGUGCUCUAGCGCAGCUUUCAACAUGCUUAGAAACUCCUUUUCCAUCUCAACGGACAUAUCGAAUUCAGGAAGAUAUUCUUGGAGAAACUUUUGAAACAAUUUCUUUGAAAUCUAUGAGACAAGCUGGUGAGAUGGAAAAGAAAUUAGCUAUAGAAGCAGGUGAUCUCUCACCUGAUGGGGUUCCUAUGAUUACUGUCGUAGCGGAUGGAUCUUGGGCCAAAAGAUCAUAUAGAUCCAAUUACAAUUCUCUUUCAGGAGCUGCAGCAAUUAUAGGCUGUAGAACUAAACAGGUCCUUUUUAUUGGCAUAAAAAACAAAUAUUGUACAAUUUGCCAACUCUCAAAAAAUCAAGGACACAAUCAGAUGCCUAAAAGGCAUAAAUGCUUUAAAAACUUUGAAGGUUCUUCAACGAGCAUAGAAGGCGAUAUUUUAAAAGAAGGAUUUCUCCAUAGUUUAGAGCAUCAUGGAUUAAUCUACCAUAAAUUAAUAGCUGACGGAGACAGCAAUUUUCUGAAAAAAAUUUUAGAUGCUCAUCCAUAUAAAAAUGUCAUUGUGAAAAAAAUUGAGUGCAGAAAUCACCUUCUACAAAAUUACUCCCGGAAAAUUCGAGAUUUAGGUAAAGACGUCAAUGCUGGGCCAUUAGUUCUUCGGAAGCAAAUAAGCAAAGAACAGCUAAGAUUACGAUAUGCAGUUACAAAAGCUAUCGAACAUAGAAAAAAUGAGGGUGUUCCGAUGUUAGAAAAAAUAAAGUUGUUAAGACAAGACAUAGACAAUUCUAUUAGCCACGUUUUUGGAGAACACAAACUUUGUGCAGAAUUGGGAUAUUUCUGUCAUGAGCAAUAUAAACCCAGUGGUAGCAUAUUAUCUUAUAUACUUAAAAAUGACAGACCUAUACGACAAAUUAUAUAG